Elephantulus edwardii (Cape elephant shrew) is the source of this 2109-nucleotide messenger RNA. It is a transcript of the gene SLC44A5, whose product is annotated as solute carrier family 44, member 5. Gene Ontology annotation, molecular function: transmembrane transporter activity. The transcript is spliced from 19 exons. Gene Ontology annotation, biological process: transmembrane transport. Bases 1 to 2109 code for a protein of 702 amino acids. Lineage: Eukaryota; Metazoa; Chordata; Mammalia; Macroscelidea; Macroscelididae. Gene Ontology annotation, cellular component: membrane. The record is from RefSeq and is a predicted model, not a curated record.
AUGUCACAAGUGGCACAUUCUAAUAUCUCAACUCAGACUGCUUUCAGACGGCUGUUGCUGAUGAAGUUUCUGUCCUUUCUUGUUCCUACAGCCUGGGUACAUGGUGACCCCAGGAGAAUGGCCUAUCCUACAAACAGCCAGGGGCAGUUUUGUGGCCAGAAGGACACCCCCAAUGAGAACAAGCCCAUUUUGUUUUACCUUAACUUUCUGAAAUGUGCUAGUCCCUCAACGAUAUUAAACCUACAGUGCCCUACAACACAGAUCUGUGUCUCCAAGUGCCCAGAAACAUUUACAACCUAUCUAGAAAUGCAAAAUAGAGCUAAAAGUAACCAAAAGUACUGGACAUACUACAAGCAAUUCUGCAAGUCCAAUGUUGUGAGCCCAAAAAUGUCUCUCACAAAAGUUUUAUUGGAUGAAGAUUGUCCAGCAGCAAUAUUUCCAAGCAAACCUUUUCUCCAGAGAUGUUUCCCUGACUUCUCUACUACUAACAAUGGCACCUUAACAGUAGGAAAUAAGACAACAUUCCAGGAUGGACAAGGGGUGACAAGAAAUGUUUUAGAACUCAGGACAGCUGCAAAAGGUAUAGACAAACUCCUUAAAGCAAGAUCAAUUGCACUGAAGGUUUUUGAAGAUUAUUCAACAUCUUGGCUUUGGAUUAUCGUUGGCCUGAUUAUCGCCAUGGUGCUUAGUUGGCUGUUUCUGAUACUCCUGAGGUACACAGCUGGAUUCCUUUUCUGGAUCUUCAUGUUGGGUGUGCUUGGAAUUAUAGGAUAUGGAAUACUGCACUGCUACCAAGAAUACAACAAACUUGAUGCAGGGUUAAAGUUCCAAUUAAACCUUUAUGACAUCGGGAUUCAGACUGAUAUCAGCCUCUACUUUGGACUGAAACAAACGUGGUUCACACUUUUGAUAAUCCUCAGCACCAUUGAAGUAAUUAUCAUCUUCACGCUGAUCUUCCUCAGGCACAGAAUCCGCCUUACAAUAGCACUGCUGAAGGAAGGAAGCAAAGCGGUUGCAUAUGUCCCCAGUACCUUAUUUUAUCCAGUUUUGACUUUCAUUUUGAUCUCAAUCUGCAUUUCCUACUGGGCUGUGACAGCAGCUUUCUUGGCUACAUCAGGCUCCCCUGUAUAUAAAGUUGUAAGCCCUGAUGGACAAUGUAUGUUUGAAAAUCAAACCUGUGAACCAGAGAUAUUUAAUUCCACUGAUAUUUACAGAAUUUGCCCUGGGGCUAUGUGUAACUUUGCUUUCUAUGGUGGAGGGAGCCUGUAUCAUGACUACAUCACUAUCUUUCAAGUGUACAAUCUAUAUGCCUUUCUCUGGCUUACAAACUUUGUCCUUGCAUUGGGUCAGUGUACCCUUGCUGGUGCCUUCGCUUCUUAUUACUGGGCUGCAGAAAAGCCAAAGGACAUUCCACCAUUUCCACUCUUUAAUGCAUUUGGAAGAGCCAUAAGAUAUCAUACAGGUUCUCUAGCAUUUGGAUCUUUAAUUCUUGCAUCUGUUCAAAUGUUUAGAAUUAUUUUACAAUAUGUGGACCACCGCAUUAGAGCUGCCCAUAACAAGAUUUCUAAAUUCCUACGAUGCUGCCUAAAGUUCUGUUUCUGGUGUUUGGAAAAAGUGGUGAAAGUACUAAACAAAAAUGCCUAUAUAAUGAUUGCAAUAUAUGGCAACAAUUUCUGCAGAUCGGCAAGAGAAGCAUUCAAUCUCCUGAUGAGAAAUGUUAUAAAAGUUGCCGUUUUGGAUACAGUUACAGAAUUUGUGCUAAUUCUGGGAAAAAUUCUGGUUGCUGGGAGUAUAGGUGUCAUGAGUUUUUUAAUCUUCACACAAAAAUCUUCAACUAUUUUAAAAGGUCCAACAUCUUUAAAUUAUUACUGGGCACCACUGCUGACUGUCAUUUUGGGAUCUUUCAUGAUUGCACAUGGAUUCUUCAGUGUCUAUGCAAUGUGUAUUGAUACACUUUUCAUCUGCUUUUGUGAUGAUCUGGAAAGAAACGAUGGAUCUGCAGAGAAACCCUACUUCAUAUCUCCUAAGCUGCAUGAGAUUUUGACCCAGAAAACGCUAGUUCCUCAGGAGCAAGAAAAGCUCCAAACAGUGCCACUCACUUUAAAGUAG